Messenger RNA from Blumeria graminis f. sp. triticale, 198 nucleotides. Lineage: Eukaryota; Fungi; Ascomycota; Leotiomycetes; Helotiales; Erysiphaceae. The record is from the annotation of a GenBank genome assembly.
GAAGAUUACGAGGAUGAGGAGGCAGCUGAGCCGCCUGGUAAGAAUAAUCAAGCACUAAAUGGCCCCAAGCGCCUGCUCAGCUUCAAGAACUAUGAGCCAGAUGCCAACUCCAUGGAGCUCAUGAGACUCAUGCCUAUGGAAAGAAGCCUCCAGCAGCAGGCAGAGCUUAAUAGAAGGCAAGGGAUAUCAGAUGGCUAG